AGAUUGUGAAAGAGAUGAAAAGCAAAAUCCUCCAAAUGAAGAAGAGCCACAGUCUCCUCUCCUGUCGAUGACAGUCCCUGUCGAUGAGCCACAGUCUCCUGUCGAUGAGCCACAGUCUGCAUCAGAUGGUCAGUCGACCCUACCUGGUGAUGACCAGCGAUGGAAGUGUCUGCUAUUUUAUCUUUGUUUUUAUGGCUUCAUGAACCAGAUACGUCCUGGCGAAAGCUUUAUCACACCAUACCUACUGAGUUCUGAAAGAAACUUUACCAAAGAGCAGGUCACCAACGAAAUUACUCCAGUGCUGAGUUACUCAUACAUGGUGGUAUUGGUGCCAGUUUUCCUGCUGACAGAUUACCUACGCUAUAAACCAGUGUUGAUCCUCCAAAGCCUCAGUCACAUCUCAGUCUGGUUGUUGCUGCUUAUCUUUGGUACUGAUGUCAUUGCUAUGCAGUUUAUGGAGUUCUUCUAUGGCAUCACCAUGGCAGCACGUGUUGCAUAUUCGUCAUACAUCUUCUCAUUGGUAUCCCCUGCCAGGUAUCAAAGGGCUGCAGGAUUCUCCCGGUCAUCUGUGCUCAUGGGGGUGUUCAUCAGUGCUGUGCUGGGGCAGCUUUGUGUCACAUUGGGUGGCGUCCCUUUUCAGACUCUGAACUACAUUUCUCUUGGCUUCAUGAUAUUCGGACUGAUACUCACCUUGUUUCUGCAGCGCCCCAAAAGAAGCCUUUUCUUCAAUAAAAGUGUUUCUAAACAUGAGAAUGGAAUCAACCAUUCAGAGCUGCAAAAGAUGAAUCCUGCAGGCAAGGCUGGUGGCUGGUGCUAUAGAUGGAGAGACUCUGUGUUCAUCCGUAUGCUUGCUGAGCUCAAGGGAAUUUUCCGUCAUCCCCAAUUACGUCUCUGGUCUCUUUGGUGGAUUUUUAACUCGGCUGGCUACUAUCUUAUGCUAUACUAUGUUCAGAUCUUGUGGAAUGAGAUUUACCCUACCAGAGACAACCGACGGGUAUAUAAUGGGGGUGUUGAUGCUGCAUCAACACUUCUUGGAGCCAUGACCUCUUUUGCUGCUGGCUAUGUGAAGAUUCGCUGGAGCCUGUGGUCAGAAUUGGUUAUUGGGUCAGUGACCGCCUUGCAGGCUGGGCUUCUCCUACUCAUGAACACGACUACAAAUAUCUGGGUGUGUUACGUGUCUUAUGUUAUAUUUCGAAGUUCCUACCAGUUCCUGGUUCCCAUCGCAAUGUAA
Staurois parvus is the source of this 1231-nucleotide messenger RNA. NCBI's taxonomy places the organism in Eukaryota, Metazoa, Chordata, Amphibia, Anura, Ranidae. The record is from the annotation of a GenBank genome assembly.